Molecule: messenger RNA, 1478 nt
Organism: Mya arenaria
Lineage: Eukaryota; Metazoa; Mollusca; Bivalvia; Myida; Myidae
Exons: 1
Coding region: 1-933 (310 amino acids)
Source: RefSeq, a predicted model, not a curated record
AUGAUGUGCGUUACCCGCCAAAAAUGGCCACGGUAUUUAACUAUUAUUCUUAUAAUACUGUGUGUUUUCUUUGUUAAUAUUUUUGUAAAAGGUAACAUCAAAAAUGAAGCAUUAGAACAGGAAUCUUUCUUGAAACAAAGACAGGAUCGACACGGUCACAGUAAUUCUUUUUUCAUUGUUGCGGAUAAUUUGCACACGCCAGAGAAUGCUGUAGACCAAGCAAAGGGAGUUCAUGAAGAAGAAUGUCGCUACGUAUAUUUGGACCUUGGAUCUAACAAAGGCGUACAGAUUCGAAAACUGUUUGAACCAGCGCUAUACCCAGGAGCUGAGAUCCUCCCGUAUUUCGACAAAAUAUUUGGAAACGUCGAUCACAGGCGAAAAUAUGCGUGUGCAUUUGGAUUUGAGGCAAAUCCACGACAUUUUUCAAGGUUAAAGUACAUCGAAAAUGCCUACAGACGAAAAGGGUUUCGUGUUACCUUCUACAACAAUGCAGUUUCAAAUGAACAAAACAAAAACGUGACAAUUUAUUCGGAGACUAAUUUUGACUUAGACUGGGGUGCAGGGAUCCUUGAUGUUGCUAUUCACGAUAAAGAAAACAUGACUAGAUACGAAGUACCAACAGUUGAUAUUGUGAAAUUCAUCAACAAGGAAAUUAAACCACUAAAUCCCAAAGCAGUUUUUGUUAAAAUGGAUAUUGAAGGGUCAGAGUACACAGUACUACCUCACAUGGUCAAAAACAAAGUUUUGUGCAAAAACGUUCUGAGCUCGAUGGUUGUUGAAAUGCAUGGAUGGGCAAAAAAACAAAUGAAAUCAAAAUUGGACCUGAAAACGUUGAGACAGAUGAUGAGGAAACAAAUGUGUGCGCCCACAGAAAUUGUGCCAGUUGAUGACGAGUCCUACAAAGAUGACGUGGAAGUCGAUCCUGACGCAUAAAUAGAAGCGGAAAUUACUAUUACCACCACGAUACUAUUUGAAUAGUACACGUUGACACCUCACAUAAAUGAAGUAACACGACUCGAGUAUAAAUGAACAGAUCAAGUGUUCCUGUUAUCUUUAUUGUCUACAAGACAUGGAUGGAUAUAGAAAUAGUACGUUAAGUCCAAUACUUACUCCCGCUAGUUUGACAUGCAAUGACUUUCACAUAUCAUGUCAAAAAGAACAGGAAAUGCUCGAUGGUGUGUGUUCUAGCAACAUGAUUCUGUAAUAUGUAUAUGCCUCAUAUUUUCCACCUGAAUAGUAUAUGUAUUUAUGUAGGAGUUCUCGUCUAAAGGCACAACGAUUAAAGCCAAACAUACACCAACCAAUGGACACCGAUUCUUAAGUGUUAGUACCCUCAAAACAGUUUUGUUUCGAUGUGUAUGGUCAAUGGCGAACUAGAAGGUAGCGUUUUCCACAAAUGUUUUGAAUCUAUGCAUAUUGGAUGAGUUAUGUUUACAAAGGGAAUAUCACGUGGCUACAAAAGGAAAUCUAAAACGUUA